Molecule: messenger RNA, 503 nt
Organism: Malania oleifera
Lineage: Eukaryota; Viridiplantae; Streptophyta; Magnoliopsida; Santalales; Ximeniaceae
Product: snakin-2-like
Exons: 3
Coding region: 34-324 (96 amino acids)
Source: RefSeq, a predicted model, not a curated record
UUUCACAAUUCACAUUCUCUUCUCUUGCUAGCUAUGGCUAUUUCCAAGGCUUUUAUCAUCAUCAUUGCUCUGUUCCUCCUCUCUCUUCUUAAUACCAACAACGCUGCCGCCCCGGUUGGUUCUCCGACGGGACCUAGCAUAGAUUGCGGGGCGGCAUGCACUGCCAGGUGCCAGUUAUCGUCGAGGCCGAAUCUGUGCCACAGAGCCUGUGGAACUUGCUGCGCCCGUUGCAACUGCGUACCUCCCGGUACAUCCGGUAACCUCGACACCUGCCCCUGCUACGCCAACAUGAAAACCCACGGAAACCGGCGCAAGUGCCCUUAGCUCUCACCCCCAUUUUACCUUGUCAUCCCCGUACUGAUGGAAUGGCACGGCGGCGGAGCCGCCCCCGGCCCUUGCGGCGGACCGGGUUCCUUCACCCAGCUGGAUAUUUCGUUGAAAACGGGCUUAUAAAUAAAUUCUUUAUUGUUGUUUAUAGUAAUAAUAUUUUUUGUAAUUUGAGA